Messenger RNA from Symsagittifera roscoffensis, 3256 nucleotides. RefSeq lists its product as uncharacterized. The transcript is spliced from 6 exons. Lineage: Eukaryota; Metazoa; Xenacoelomorpha; Acoela; Convolutidae. The coding region runs from base 94 to 3135 and encodes 1013 amino acids. Gene Ontology annotation, biological process: protein monoubiquitination; regulation of DNA replication. Gene Ontology annotation, molecular function: ubiquitin-protein transferase activity. The record is from RefSeq and is a predicted model, not a curated record.
GUUUUUUCAUUAAAUGUCCAACGGAUACUAUACUGUACAAGUUGCAAGUAAGGACCUUGUCUGAAAAAUAGCAGUUAAUUUCUGCUUCUUAUCAUGAGAAGUCCUAACACUUCGUUCAACGGAGGGAUUCCCCUUGCCUCGUCAGUUAACCAAUCAGACUCUUCGUCUGGGAUGAUGACGUCAUCUGAAGUACUGCCACCUUCCACUCCGGUCUCACCCUAUCAAGGUCAAAGCUGUGUGUUCACUUGUUGGAUAUGUAGAUUUCAGGUGGAUGACCCUGUCACGUGUGCCAAUGGACACUUGUUUUGCAGACACUGCGUGAACAGAUGGAUUGAGCCACGCUCAUACACUUCAUAUCUCUCCAACGGCUCAAACUCUGCCAUUGGUCUCGACCAAAAUGGUACUAGAGGUCAUGAUGAGAUAUCGCAAUCUAACGGAACCGUUCAUAAUGGAGGAAGUGUACCUAGGAAGAGUUUCUGCCCCACAUGUAGGAUUCCGUUGAGUGUCGAGAGUCUGAGACCUAUAUUGGGAGCCCAAGAGGAGCAUUCGAAUAGUACAUACAGAGGCAAAAGUGCAGACGAAAACUCGUGUGUGAAAAUGGUGCUAUCCAGAAAAGAACUGAGGAACCAACGCUUCAGCUCUCUGAGGGACCUAUAUGAGAGUGAGAUCACUCUUCUGUUGAGUGAGAUUGAAGAUCUAGAAGACCGGUUGAGUAGUAGGAGGGGAGCCAAGUAUGAGUCAGCAGGUGUGCAGACAGAUGGCCCAAUGGCCUCCAUGAAACAGCUCCUCAGCACCACAGACAAGUUCGAGACCACUCUUAGACUGUCACUAGAACUGAAGGCUGAAAACGAUUCCCUUAAGAAGAGAAAUGAGGACUUGGAGAUGGAGAGGAGCAGUCUGCAAAGGGCACUAGGCAGGGUGGAUCAUGACGACAGGAGCAACGGAACCACACCUUCAACUCCGUCCAAGUUUGGUGGCAAGUAUGUUGUCUCUACACUGGAGAAAACUAUCGAAGGCCUGCAGAAAGAAAACGAACAAUUAAAGAAAGCCCUGGACAGACAAGACCAGUUCAUAAAAGACCUGGAAGCUAGAAAACACUCAUCAUCUACCUCAAACACUGAGCUAGAAUUGAAUUCGUGGGGUAAUCUGAAGACUAUUUCUGAAAACAAUACUAGCGGCAGUUCAAGUGCAAGGAAGUUGGGAAGUCGUGUUAAAUCGUUCGGUGAAAUCGCGUUGCCUUCACAAUCACCAUGCAAGAAUCUAGCUAUGAAGAGUUCAACUAAAUCAGAGUCCAAAAAGCCAUACCAAUCCAAGACUGAACCAAAAAGCAAAAUGGAAGGAAGUUGUACUCCAAAAAUGGCGGCAAAAGAAAUUGAAAAUGAGAUCAGCAAUUGUGAAAAUAGUAGUGUCAGGCCUACUAGGAGAACUUUAUUUUCAAAUGAAACUAAGAGGUUCAUUGAGAAGGAACCUAGCUCUUCAGAAGCUCAACUUCUGUCUGAAACUACUGCUCUCACUUUCAAUGGACAUAAAAUUGCUAAUGUUCAAUCAAAAUUAUCUGAUAAGAUUGGGUUAGAAAGUGAUCUAACGGAUAAGACUGGAAAAUCUCCAAAGACCAGGAAUCCAUCGCCAUCUAAGAUUCCAAGACCCAGAUCACAGUCGCCCAAAGUGGCACAAGAACUGGGCAUCAACUCAACAGCUGUCAGAAGAUCACCGAGGAAAAAUCCUCUGCUAGAAGUUAUUUCGGAGAGUUCACCAGGCCACCGAAAUAAUAGUUCACAUCGUGAAAAAUCAGAUGUACAAGUUGCGGAGGAUAGGGAUAGCCGCCACAUUGAUGUCUGUCCUAAAGAUGAUUUGGAAAAGAGUUUUGAAAACAAUGGUAGCCGAGAUGGGUCAUCUAGUUGCAGGAAAAUUGUGGAUCAUGACAGCCUAAAAUCAAACCAUAGUUCAAAAUUACUAAAUGAAAUCAAAUCACUGAAUGAUACACUGGAGCUUUCAGUUGGAUCAGAUCUGUUUGGUGAAGCAAACGAUGACCUUUUAAAUUGUGAAAAUGCGGUGACAAAUAAUUUGCAAGAUUCUGUUCAUACACAUAUCGGUCAAAAACCAAGUGUACCCAGUAGUUUCAAUACUCCCAAGAUAUGCCCCCCGCAUGUAGAGGAUGAUGCCGACCAAUCAGACGCUUUUUUGAAUGAAAUAUUUUCAAGUACCGAAAAACGAGUGGGAGACAGAAUAUCAACAAAAUUGAACAGCACUUCAUCGUCAAUUAAAACCACUGACGGCAAUGAAGAAAAACUGGAAUCUAAUUCAAUUCAAUUAGGGAGACUUUCUAGUCUAGACGAAUUCAAAUCGCUAUCGUCAGCUAUUGUUUCUCAGAGUGCUGAAAUGUCUGAGGUGUCCAGAAAUAAGCGAUUAGAAAGUGAUUUCUCAAAUGACAAUCAGAUUGCCUUGUCGCCUGGUAAAAGACAUUCGGCCGAGUUCUAUCCCGUGUCAAGAACGAAAGCCUCUGAAUCAGAUGCGAGUAUCAAAACUAAUUCAGAGCUACAAAUAGUUACGCCGAGUUUUGUAAAUUCUGCAAGAACUAGCACAAACCUAUCGAUUGAUACGCAGUCAGUCUUGGCCAAUCUAAAUAAUUAUCAGAUAAGUUUGUCUGAGAUCACAACUAGGUACCAAUCAGCGCUGAGUUCGAAAAUCAAUGAUAUUACACAAUCAGAAACGACCAAGUACUCCAUUGGAGAUAAUAAAGUAUCCAAAAAUCUAUCUUCGAAAAAUCUUUUAAGUGGCUGUGGUCGACUUGCAAGUGAUGAUGGUUUGGAAGCCUCUACUUCUAGCAAUGUUGGAACUUCAUCUAAUUGUGUGACCAGACCCGACUUUCUAAAAGACGUAGACGAAACGUUAGAUGAAAUUAGAAGACUGAAAGAACAAUCAAUCCACUCUUUAGCAACUGCGUCUACUAGUCCGACUGUUCAAAAUGCAGACUGUUUAGUGACAUCAAACAUGAAGACCCCUAGAAAGGGAAACCAAGAGUUGCGACUAGGGAUACUCAGUUUGGAAGGCACAAAGUCACCUGUUUCGAGUGCAAUCAACACAACCCCGAGGUCAACAAUAAAGCGAACGUUCGAAGAAAUGACUCUGAAGUAAUUAGUAUAAUUUGAGUAAAAAAUUACUAGAAUUUUGAAAAGACUUGAUCUUGUUUUCCAUUUAAUCUGUAUUGGUGAUGUUCAUUACAAUUUGUAUUCUCUCUCAUUGUCUAGUUUUUAAA